UUCAAGUCAUUAAAUAUUCUUGAAAAUAUCCAGUCACUAUAUCGUAAGUGUUUGUCACCACCUUGUUCCUGUUUUUUGAAUGUUGUGAUAAACUGAUGUGUGAGAAAUUUAGUUGUACUUAUUAGACAGGAGCUUCUGUCCAGCCUUUUCUGGCAUUAUGUUUCUAACAUAAUCAGUGUUAGUCUCUUCUGCCAUAAAUUCCAGGGCUGAAGCUACGGAAUCUUUCCCUAAAGGAUCUUUACCGAAAGGCAUUACUGUCUAUUUAAAAUUGAUCGCUGUAACGCAAAUCAAUGGUGGUGUGAAGGAGGUCUAGUGGAGCUGUAACGGAAAAAUUCUGGAAGAUGUUUCUGAAAACUGUUGAUUAGAGGAAAAGGGUUGUUUAGAGAUUAUAAACAUUCUUCUUUGAAAAAGUAGAUCUGCUAAGUUGAGCUAUGCUUCCUGCAUUGUCUGCUUGCUCUGAUAACAAGGAAGGCAUUGCUAAUGAUCUUGUAGCAUGUACCACUCUGUGAUCAAUCACUGGGAUUGCAGCUGGUCGAUACAAGCCUGAGCUCAUGGUUUUUGUGUUAACUGCCUAGGUGGGUAAUCCUGUCUGGUAUGCUAGUGCCUUGCUUAGUGCGUAACCUUCUGACUUGGGUUGAAUAAGCUCAGUUUCUGUGUCCCUAAUGACCUUUUGCAGCCAGUGUGGUCUUGAUUGAGGUCUUCUAAAAGAAUCUGAGCAAUGCUGUUUUUCACUCUUAAUCUCUUAAAUGAUCAGAGUUAUUCCAAAUCUUUCAAAAAUCAAAACGAGCAAAGCAUUCUCUUAAAUGUUAAGAAAUAUUCUUUCCUGUACUUGAGAAUUUUGAAAGAACAGCUGCUACGUCCAGACUUAGUUGUGUUUUGUAUUCAAAAGGCUAAAAGUUCUUUCCAGCUUCCUUUGAGCUUGCAGUGUGCUUACUUGAAACCCUGAAGUGUAUCAGAGGGGGAACAGCAUAUCAUUGCUCCGACUUAGGUUUCAAUCUUCUCUAGAAGGGAAAGAAGGUAGGUUCAAACUGCCACGUUGCUUGAGCAACAUCACAGUUUCUAUCUAACCAGCAGAGUUCAAAUGGAAGUUCUUAGCCUGUAAUUCUCUCAGCUGCAUUUUGUCAGAAAUACUGACACAGGUGUAACAUUUCACCUGGGCAAAUCAUAGAGCAGGAGUCUUAUUCAAGAAGCAGUCCAUUCUUCAGCUGGAAGAUGGUCUUAUGUGUACAUACUUAAGCUACUCUUAAGGAUUACUUAGGCUACUUAGCCAAUGGUGGUUGAUAUUAUGGAAACUAGUAACAGAGUAAAUGAUUCAGCUGGUCGUGAGAUCCCAGUUAGUCUGGUCUGUGUUGCUGGAGGUCAAUGUUCAUCACGGCUAUCUACUAGGUCAUGUGAAAGAGUUGACUUAAGUCCUUUCCUGAUGUUUGUAUUUGUGCUUGUACAGUUUGACAUCUCUAGGGUAGCUGCAGAUGAAGUCAUGACUGAUGAGAUUUAUUCCCUGAGCUUUGGAGGUUGGAUUUCUAAGAGUCUGUUGCCGGUUGUGCUGUGUGAAGUGUCACCACAAGUAGUUUGCUGCCGGUCUGACUUCUUUAAAAGAAAAAACAAGAAAGGAAAAGCUAAUAAAUUCAAGUGAGGACAUAAAAGCGAUGCUCAGUGUUCCAUAAUCUUUUCAAACUGAUGGUCUUCAAUUGGAAAAGCCUUAACUGCAGCUUAAAGAACCCACAAGUAUAUGAUGAGAUACAAGGUUCUAAAUGGCUUCUAAGAAGUUGGGAUCCGACUCUCAUGGGCCUUUCAGUUAUCUUGAUGACGUCCCGUUUAAGAUAGGAGACAAAUUUAAAACCCCUGCGAAGGUUGGAUUACCCAUUGGUUUCUGCCUGCCUGAUUCUUCUCAGCUUGUCAGAGAAGCCCAGUAUGACUUCUCCCUGGAAAAGAAAACAAUCGAGUGGGCUGAAGACAUCAAAAAAAUUCAAGCUGCCCAGAGAGAAGCUGAACGCAAGGCAGAAGAAGCAAUAGCAAACUCAAAAGCAGCCCCAGAGGACAGCAACAGAAUGGGGUUCUCAGAGGGACCUUGCCCUGAGGCCAUGCCUCCUCCUAUCAACCCCAUCCUUGCUAGUCUGCAGCACAAUAACAUUCUUACUCCCACGCCAGCCGACAGCAGUGCUGUGAAGCAGAAAGUUCUUAGUCCACCUCGCCCCAAAGCAGACUUCAACCCAGCUGAUUUUGAAUGUGAAGACGACCCAUUUGACAAACUGGAAUUAAAAACUAUCGAUGAUAAGGAGGAGUUAAAAAACAUUCUGGAAAUCCACGUGGGUACUACUGGGCCUGUUGUUGCCCAGCUGUUAGACAGCAGUUUGCCCAAGGGAGGAUCUGAGUCUGUGCUGCAAGAUCAGGAGGUUCUGGCAUCCAUAGAAAGGGCCACGUUGGACUUCAAGCCCCUUCACAAACCCAAUGGCUUUAUCACUUUGCCGCAGUUGGGAAACUGUGAAAAGAUGUCCUUGUCUUCCAAAGUGUCCCUGUCCCCCAUCACUUCAGUGAGCAAUAUCAAAUCCCUAUCCUUUCCUAAACUCGACAACGAUGAGAGUGAUCAAAAAUCAUCAAAGCUCAUGAGCACUUUUCACAGCACUACCUGUCUCCGCAACGGCACUUUCCUCAGCUCUUUGCAGGCCUGUGCUCAGACUAAAGCUAGCGAACUGAACGGACACCAUGUGGUUGGUCUGUCUGCUUUAAACGAGGACAGUGGCAUGGAGACAUCAACGUUAUCCUCUUCGACCAGGCUGCCUUCCCUGGCUGUGUCAACUGUUUGUACGGAAGAAGAGUCGUCUCAAAGCACAGUGACCACGGUACACCCAGACAACAAGGAAACAGAAAUGCCUAUGGUAAUGCACCAAAAUUUCCCAGCGUCUCAAGUGCCCAAUAACACCGGCUGCGCAAAGCGGUCGGGUGGCCCUGCUCCUGAUGUACAGCAAGCCCUCUCUGCCGGCGAGAGGCAGUGCAUAGAGACCGUUGUCAACAUGGGGUACUCGCCUGAGAACGUCCUGAAAGCCAUGAAGAAGAAGGGAGGGAACAUAGACCAGGUUUUGGAUUACCUGUUUGCACAUGGACAGCUUUGUGAGAAGGGCUUUGAUCCACUUCUUGUUGAAGCAGCUUUGGAAAUGCAUCAGUGUUCAGAGGAGAAGAUCACAGAACUUCUCCAGCUAAUGAGUCAGUUUAAAGAAAUGGGCUUUGAACUAAAAGACAUUAAGGAGGUCUUAUUAUUACAUAACAAUGACCAACACAAUGCUUUGGAAGAUCUAAUGGCCCGUGCAGGAGCCAGCUGAAAACACAUUCCUGGGAUCUCGGCGUGCCACGGAGCAGGACUAGCCCCACCACCUUCGCAUCCAAUGUGACUUGCUCUCGGCAGGAAGGAGUCCGGCUUUUCACACACAUGGGAGAGUGACUGAGCAAGCCUACCUGCGUGCAUCACUCCAGCAUUUCUCUUUCCACUGGGAGCCAACUUUCUUUCUUAAAUUAAAUUUUUUAAGUGUCCUUUCCUAAGUUUCCUUUUUUCCAGCUUGGCCACGGAGAGUUUAAACUGCCCAGCCGCUACUGGAAUUGUACAUAGGCAGAGACUGGUGUGGUUGCCCCCACUGUUGCACUGGAGUUGGACAGCAGAAUACGAAGUUGGUUCUGAAACAUAGGAUGCUUUGGUUCUUUGAAGCUGCUUUCAUGGUGUCUGCUUGUACUGAAUUACUUGACUGUGUCACAGUCCAGAUUAACUGGUUAAAUUUGACCUUUAGUGCAAUGGAAUUUUAUUUUUUGGUUGAAAGUAAGCCUAUAACUUAGUAAAAACACUGGUUCAGAAACUGUCGCUAUGCAUAAAGAGAAGCUGUUCCUCUUGUGUUUUUUUUAACCCAUGCAUCCAACACUUCUGCCAGACACGAGCGUCCAAUGCUGAGCGGUGUGUAAGUUUGCUUGGAGCAGGUAAGCUGUGAACUCGACCCGGACCUGCAACUUCUGGUGGUUCUUGAACCCGAAGGCACAGAGCUGGGGCUCAGUAUUCUUAAUCCCCCAGGCUUAUAGGAUAUUUAAGAAAAAGUUCUGCUAGGAAAUCAACUAUCUUUUGUUUUAAAUAAUACUCAGUGUGAUGCAGGAGGUUUCUUUCAAGCACUUUCUUUAAAAACAAAUAUACUCACUGCAUUAGUUCCAUUUUCCACACUGCUGUAGAAUUACAUAAUAACAUCUAGUACUAGAAAUCAGGUUUUGGGUUGUUUUUGAUAGUACCGAGUAUUAUGUUGUACACUGUUCAAGUUCUAAAUACAUAAAAUAUCAUCAGUCUUGAGGAAUCUUUAAAGUAAUUUGCUAAAUAUUUUGAUUCUGCAGAAGAACAACUAAUAAAACCCUCAAAUGUAACUCCCAGUGUCAUGGUUCCCAUCUCUCAUGCUCUUUGGCUUCAGCAGAUGAAGAACUUGCUGGAUCCUGCAAGCCCAGGUGCUGCCUGCUCCUGUGGGCAUGCACGAACAUGGUCUGCGUUGUGCAGAGCUACCUGAGGUCUCCAGGCAGGUGGCUGCAGUGGUGGAAGCUAUUGCUUUUUUUCCUGUGGCUUUUUUUAAUUAAAAAAAAAAAAAAAAAACAAGCCUGGGGAUCGAAACUCAUGUUAGAGCAUGGAGCUGGGAGCAUUGGACUUCGGGAGGGGAAAACAGCUCAGCUCCUUGCCUUGGGUCAGAUUUUCAGUAGGAGGUUUUGUAGUUCAUCAGGACCCUGAAGGAGAUGGCAUCAGUCUCUGUUAUGCUAUUAACUUUGUACAGCCAAAGCAUCACCUCUGGGGCCGCUGUUAACUCCGGGAAUUCUGUGAGGAGGACAACAAUGUUAAUUACAUACCUUUAUUUAAAACAAAAUGAUGUUGAGGGGAGAUGCACCUGUAAGUAUCUAAGAGAUCUGGAGAAGAAUGAUGAGCGGGACUGGGGCAGACUUCUUUGUGUUGUAUCCUGUAGCACUGAGCUUCACCAGCGUCUAGUGCUGGGGCUGAGAAAAACUUGUCCAAGGACAUUCACCAGCGGAUGGUCAGCAAUUAAUAUCAAGUUUGGGCUGCUUCUGGGGGCUCAGGUUAAUCAGGUGCCCAGCUUUCCUUCCCCAGUGAGAAAUGUGACAGUUUGAAACAAGGAAAUGGAGUUCUGAUCAGUCAGAAAAGCUGGAAAACAACAAUAAACCUGCUUUACUGUUA
Messenger RNA from Cygnus olor (mute swan), 5200 nucleotides. Its product is annotated as ubiquitin-associated protein 1-like. Gene Ontology annotation, cellular component: ESCRT I complex. The transcript is spliced from 10 exons. Gene Ontology annotation, biological process: ubiquitin-dependent protein catabolic process via the multivesicular body sorting pathway; regulation of DNA-templated transcription. Gene Ontology annotation, molecular function: DNA binding; ubiquitin binding. The record is from RefSeq and is a predicted model, not a curated record. NCBI's taxonomy places the organism in Eukaryota, Metazoa, Chordata, Aves, Anseriformes, Anatidae. Bases 1752 to 3317 code for a protein of 521 amino acids.